Molecule: messenger RNA, 954 nt
Organism: Panicum hallii
Lineage: Eukaryota; Viridiplantae; Streptophyta; Magnoliopsida; Poales; Poaceae
Product: cytochrome b561 and DOMON domain-containing protein At5g47530-like
Exons: 1
Coding region: 85-729 (214 amino acids)
Source: RefSeq, a predicted model, not a curated record
ACCACGGACGACGAUUCAUUCGAAUCCAAUCAAACCGUCGUAGGAAAGCCAAGUUAUUGUUACUAGCUGUGUCCUGAGAUCGAGAUGGCUGCAGCCGGCACUGCUCCGCGUCGCUUAUCCGCUAGCAGCGCCAUCGUCUCUCUCGCCAUCGUCCUCGCAGCCGUCGCCACCUGCUCGUCGUUGGGCGCGGAAGCGGCGGCGUGCUCGAGCCACACCUUCUCGGGCAACGGCGGCGGCGGCGGCCGCCUCUACGCGUCGUGCGCGGACCUGCCGCGCCUCGGGGCCGCGCUGCACUACAACUACACGGCCGCCACCAACACCGUCUCCGUCGCGUUCCGGGCGCCGCAGGGCGAGGACGACGGGUGGGUGGCGUGGGGGAUCAACCCCAGCGGCCGCGCCGGCAUGGUCGGCACCAACGCCGUGGUGGCGUUCCGGCGCGCCAACGGCACCCUCGCCGCGUACCCGACCGUGCUCGAGAGCUACGCGCCGUCCAUGGCACCCUCCACACCCGGGGACCUGGCGUUCCCGGUGUCAGGCGUCGCGGCGGAGCACGAAGCGGAGGGGAAGGAGAUGGUGGUGUACGCCACGGUGGCGCUGCCGGCCGGGAAGGGGAGCAAGUUCACCCACGUGUGGCAGAAGGGGAGCGCGGUCGUGAACGAUGUGCCGGCGGCGCACCCCACCACCGGGGACAACGUGCUCUCCACCGCCACCAUCGAUUUCAGCGAUUGAUCGAUGUCGGAGACAUAAACACUCUUACAUGCGUGUAUAUGUAUAGGCCCGGCGUAUAUCCAUGCAUGUACUCACUCCCACCGUGCUGCUUGAUUGUCACCUAUAUAUGUAUGCCCAGUAUUGUUCCCAUACUUAUGCAAUUAUAUACGGAGUAUACGUGCAAAUAAACCAGCGUUGUUCACAGUGUGUUUGUUGACAUCAACACGUGUAUGGUAAUUUUAUCAA